AUGAACCACCUCCCCCAGGCCUGGGGCAGACCCCGAGACGACGUCUACGGCGCCUACAACCCCCACUACCUUCCACACUCACACGGCGGCCAUCAAGCCGGCCAUCCAAACCAACACACCCAGUCGCCCAUCGUAACCGGCACAUCGGUGCUGGCAGUAAAGUACAACAGCGGAGUCGUCAUCGCCGCCGACAAUCUCGCCUCCUACGGUAGUCUCGCUCGCUUCACCGAUGUCCAUCGCCUCAAAGUCUUCAACAAAAAGGCCGUUGUGGGCUUCGGCGGCGACGUGAGCGACAUGCAGUAUCUCGACCGCCUGCUCCUCAGUCUUCAUGUGGAGGAGAACUACGCUGGCAGUGGUGAUGUCGACGACAAAGAGAGCGAUGUGGCGCUGAUGAGCGCGAAAAACCUGCACACCUAUCUAAGCAAGGUCAUGUACAAGAGACGGAGCGAAUUCAACCCUCUCUGGAACGCGCUUCUGGUGGCCGGGUUGACGGAGUCGAACGAGCCCUUCCUCGCUUCUGCAGAUCUGCUCGGAACCACCUUCUCUGCUCCCACGCUCGCCACGGGCUUUGGCGCACAUCUCGCCCAACCCAUCCUCCGCAGAGUCGUGCCGGACGAAGAAGCGAGCAAGGCCCUCACCAGGGAGAAGGCUGUCGAGGCGGUGAAGGAGUGCAUGAAGGUGCUCUUCUACCGUGACGCCAGAAGUAUGAAUGAGUACAGCAUCGCAAUCGUGGACAAGGAGAGCGGUGUUGACUUGAAACUGGACGAGAAAUUGGAAGGACAGAGCUGGGCUUUUGCAGAUCGCAUUCGAGGAUAUGGCACGCAAACUGCAUGA
Molecule: messenger RNA, 834 nt
Organism: Neohortaea acidophila
Lineage: Eukaryota; Fungi; Ascomycota; Dothideomycetes; Mycosphaerellales; Teratosphaeriaceae
Product: proteasome core particle subunit beta 7
Exons: 2
Coding region: 1-834 (277 amino acids)
Cellular component (GO): proteasome core complex
Source: RefSeq, a predicted model, not a curated record